Messenger RNA from Scylla paramamosain (green mud crab), 1248 nucleotides. RefSeq lists its product as uncharacterized. Lineage: Eukaryota; Metazoa; Arthropoda; Malacostraca; Decapoda; Portunidae. The record is from RefSeq and is a predicted model, not a curated record. The transcript has a single exon. Gene Ontology annotation, cellular component: Golgi membrane. Gene Ontology annotation, molecular function: glycosyltransferase activity. The coding region runs from base 322 to 1152 and encodes 276 amino acids. Gene Ontology annotation, biological process: GPI anchor biosynthetic process.
AACUGAGGAUGAGUGUUGACUUGCCAAUUGCUGUGCACGUUCGUAAUGUUUGCAUGGGAGUGGUGAGGAGACGAUGCGAUGCGGUGCAGGUGGUGAGUGACAGUGAAGAUGCGUAGAAAAGAUGUUACGUGUUGUGAUGUUAAGGAAGGUGAAUGCAUGAUGUGGUGGUGGUAGCCGCCAGUUUACCCUCACAGCCUCCCAGUUGCCAUAUGCUCCACUAAUAUGUAGAACUGCCUCCGUUUGUGUUUUUGUGCAUAACCGUCAGAGGAUCACAACUACCUUACACACUUAGAUUGUAUAGGGGAACUUAGCUUGGCAAGUAUGGGUUUCGCCUUCCCAGAUUUCAUGGACUGCAUCAAGCAGGGACAGCGGCUAGCAAAGUUCAAAUACCUGACUCUGAUCAGGGACGUGAUGGUGCCUUACUCUGGCUUCCUGGAGACACUGAACCAACUCCUCAGCUUACGCCUCACCCACGAGACCGUCCGCGGGGAACUGAUAGAGCGUGGCACCCCCUGGCUCUUCCUGCACCUCCAUGAACCGGUGCCACUCCGACAGUAUGACCUCAGCGGGGAGUGCCUGUGGGAGUUGCUGCUUCUGGCCAUUACCGGAGGGCUGCUCUUCUACACUGUCUUUCGCUAUCUCAAGGGGCCCUCACUACCGGUAUUCAUGCGGAUCACCUACACUUUCUACGGCGCCCUUUACUUCUUCACCUUCGCUUUCGUUGUCGGAAGGCCCUACAUCACGGAGUUAAGACGCCUCACCGCCUGCUUUUACCGGGUGUACGUCCCUUCUGAGCCUAUCCACUUCUCAGCCAUCACCUUCCCCAGCAGCAGCCUUCAGCCACUCCUGCAGCAGCUCAGUACCCUCCGCUGCUCCUUGUACUUGCCCUUCCACGAGGUUCUGGACCACAUGGUAAACACCCUCAAGUAUCCUGGCUACGUGGUCUCCCCCAUCCUUCGUCAGCUACGCCGUCAGGAACUCGCUUCCUUCUUGACACAUCAUCACCAUUAUCAUCCAUCCGCCUGUCAUUCACACACACACACACACACACACACAGACACACACACACACACACACACACACACACAGACACACACACACACACACACACACACACACGGUUUGUCAGACGGGGAUAAUAGUGAAUGCUAACAGAAAAGAAUGUUCCAUACUGAAAUGCUUUAUAACAAGAGAAGAAGUGCGAAGAAAUCACACACUGAAUGAAUAAAAGAUGAAAUAAAACACCAG